AUGGCGUCGCGCGACCAGGCGGGGAGCAAACGCCCGCGCUCUCGCCAGUCCAUCGCCUAUGUGCCAAAGAGUAGCACGACAUUGGAUAAGGAGAAUGCCACCACAGAUAUUGGCGCGAUGAAGGGCAUUAUGGGUGCUGGGAGAACUAUGACAAGGGACAAGAAGUCCCGUAGCAAGAGUCUGGGGCCAGGAGGUUUAGAUGCUCUUCAAAUGUCGAGCGGUAAUAGACGGAAGUCAAGCAUGGCCCUUCCUUUAAAGUCUAUUCUCAAGCCAACGGUACCGGUGUCACCCCUCCGUAACAUUCCUACAUUUGAUGAAGCACGGAGACGAAAUGAGAGCCGCAGCCCAUCACCACGCAGACGGAGAGACGUGCCGAACUUACCGCAGGCAGAGGAGGGUAUGCUGAUUGAUUUCUCUACGCCAGCCAAGAUUUCAGUGACGGGAACAGAACAGUUGGACAACCCAUUUGAUGGGUUCAACGCCUCGUCAGCCAUCCGAGAUGCAAAAGAGAGAGAGGAAAAAGAACGGAAAGAACGCGAAAAGAAGGCAAUUCUCGAGCAGCGAGAAGCUCGCCGGAAAUCGAUGGCCAAUCGCCGAGUGUCGUUCGCCCCCGAAGCUACACUACACACCUGGAAUGUGGUCGAACUUGGCGAGGACUCGACAUCGUCAUCAACAGCUAACUCGACUAGACGUGCAUCCUCGUUAGCAAAUUCUACAAAUCAGACACCUCCUGAAAACCAAGAGACCUAUACAGAAGACCAAGAUGCCCCUUUUUCUCCUGUUCAGCUUGGAGAACAGCAGCCGGAAUUGUCUUCGAGCCCCUUCAGUGGAAGCUCUGCAGGAGGCAGUGAUGGGACACAGAGUCCGGCCAAAGAGGUUGACGUCGACGAUGCAGACUCGGAUAGCGAAGACUUUGACGCUCAAAGUACGGCAAUGAGUAUGGACGAUAUCACUUCUCAUACGAAUGGCAUAGAGCAGAUGGAUGACUCGAGUACAAGUUCAAGUCUGCGUCUGAACGAAGCAUUGCGGCAAGCGGCACGAGAAGCUGGGACUGUGGGUAUCGAUCUUGAAGAUGACGACGAAGUAUCCAUGGAAAUAGCGGACCAGGAGAUUACCGGUGCAUUCAAGCCCUGGAUCCAGAAAGGGCAAAGAAUCAGCUUUGAUAUGGAAGAUAUGAGCGCAUUGCAAGACCAAGAAAAUGUCGAUUCUUUUCAACGAUCGACCCGUCACGAAUAUUCUGAUACGGCUGAUGAUGUUGAAGAUGACUACAACGAGAAUGAAGAGCUUAGCAUGGAAAUCACAAAUGCCGUUGGGAAGAUUCUCGGGGGCGCUCCUAAUCGUUCGAGCUUAGGCUAUCGAAAAUCUAUAGGAGAGCAAACUAAUUAUGACGAGCAAACAAUGGAAUUGACGAAGGUUGUUGGUGGUAUUGAAAAGCAGCACUCUCCCACGAAGUCAGAUGUUGACAGCAAUAUGAACGACGAUGAGGAAAUGACUAUGGAGUUCACAUCGGUUGUUGGUGGAGUGUUAAGUAAACAGGCACCUGGCAUCUCGCAUUCCAAUAAUAACGAUUCUGCUAGCGUGGAGUCACAACGUAGUGAGCAAGUUGGGCGCGACUUCUCUGAAUGGGGUGAUGGUGACGAAGACGAGGAUGCAGGAAUGGAAAUGGAAUUCACCGGCGCAGUUGGUGGAAUACUAUCUCCUAUUUUUGAGGAGAGAACUGACUCACAAGAUGGGCAUACCGCUGGCAUGGACAUCACCGCAGCAGUAGGCAGGAUCCUUCCGCCUGGAUUAGACACUUCCGAUAAGGCUCAGGCAAAGCAACUCAUGGAGUUAGAAUCCGAUGCAGGACAGCUCGUUAGUUCGCCUUUCCAAGACCAAGUGCCACAAUCUCCCCCCAAGCCCUUAGCAUCACAUCACGUUGCUUCCGUCGCGUCUGAGACUGGAAGCCCCAAUCUUGCUAGUGUUCGCUCGAGGCGUACAAGAAGAGACUCAGCAUCAUCUGCUGCCAAUUUCUCGCCAAUUCGGCAAAUGACCCCCAGCAAGCCUCGAACACCAACACAGCACCUGACACCUCAACGCGCUCGUCCAAUAACUCCUGGAAAGACACCUCCUUCGAGUAAUAUAACUUUUAGAAGCGCAUCGCCCAAGAAGCUGUUCAGGGAGGAAAUCAAAGCCUCAGUGACAAAGUCUCAUACUCCUGAACGAAGGAGCCUUUUCGAAGACAAUGCGAAUGGCAACUCAACUCCGGCUUUUAUUUUGCGACCUCAUCCAAGGUACUCUUCAGGCCUAGGUGUUGAUAAAGAAGGUCUAGGUUCACCCAAGGUUGCCGACAUAUUGGAUCGUCGUCGCUCUAUAGGCGAAGAUGCACAAGAAUUCGUCCCUCAAGAGUCAUCACCCAGACGACUUCGCUUUGAAGACCCCGUCAAGCUUCAUGAAGAGGUCGAUCGUGAGCGAGAAGAGGAAGAGAGUAGAGAGGCAGGAGGUACGCCUGUGCUCCAGGUUUUUGAACCUGACGCUACGUCGAACUUGAGAGAUCUUAUUUCGAGCCUGACGCCCAAGAAAAGAAAAGUGGGAAACCGGAAGAGUUUACAUGUCGGAGCGGCAAAGGGCUUACUAGGAAAGCGACCAAUUGAGCUUGAUGACGAGGAGGAAGAAGAAGAAUCCCCCAAGCGAAUUCGUGCUGCUAAUGCGAGUCCAGUCAAGCCUGUGAAACUUCCUGCACCCCCAACCAAAGAAGAGACAGUGAGACGUGUGAACCGUGGCUCUAUGGGGAAGCCUUUUAAUCUUUCACCCGAGAAGCAAGCCAGUUUUACGCCACGAGGACAGCCCCCAAGGCCACGAAGCCCUCUAAAGUCUAGGAGCCCUGUCCAGACAUUGUAUAGACGGGACAAUACCGCGACCGACGAAUACCAAAUGGAAGGUGAACAAGUUGCCGACGAAAACCAAGAGAAUGUCGAAGAUGAUGCAAAUUGGGAGCCAAUUCAGCUACAGGACUUUCUAAACUUAACCAAUAUCCAUUUUAUGGAACUGACAACUACUAAGCGACGACAUACUACUGUCCCAGGAAAUGAUAAAACUAUGGAUGUUACAGGUUCUCGGGAGCCGGAAAGGAGAAACAUCACUUUCGAAGAUUGCGUUGCAGCAGGAUUCUGCACGGUGCCGAUGCUGGAAUUAUACCAACAUUCUUGUCGUGAGUUGAAGUCAUACAUUUCCGAAGGACGCCAGAUUAUUCGCUCGAUCGAAGAAGAGACUCUUGCCGAAAAUCCUCCACUAUUCCGUGAAUACGUUACGGCUCGACCUGAUAUUCGCCUUCUUAUGGACAACCAAUUUCGCAAUGUGAAAACCCAUGCUAGACUCCUAAGCAAGGCGAUGUGGUAUGAGUGGCGAAUGAAAUUGCUCGAAGGACUCAAGGAAGGACUAGACCGUCAUGUUGAGGAGAUGAAAGCAGAUGAUGCUCUACUUUCGCAACAAGAGAGCAUCUUGCAGGAUGUUGUUCCUGAACUUGUCGCAAGACGCUCCGUGUUGAAUUCUGAGGCGACGAAAUUGCAAGAAAUUGUAGAUGAGAUGGAGAGUUGUGAUCCUGAGGAGCUGCGCAUGGCCCGUGAACGACUAUCUAAUGUCAACGCUGAGAUUGCAAGGAAAAGAAGACAACUGGAAGAAAUGCAAGAGAAUCUUCAGGAUAAAACCGACACAAUUGAGGCCGGAACAGAAUUGAAAAUGGAAUUCAUGGAACAGAUUCGCGAAGCGGAGCGAGUACGGGAAGAAUGUAGGGGCUGGAGUGUUAAGGAGGUGAAUGCUUUAAAGGAUUCUGUCAAGAUGUUGGAAAUGCAAACUGGAUGGUCUAUUGUAUCGGCUACGAAUAAGUUUGAACGGACUGGACCUGGAUUGACUCUGAAAUACAAGGAAGAGCUUGAAGUCAAGUUCUAUCCCAAGCUCUUGAAAUCUGCCACGGCAUCAGACGAAACCAAGGGGGCAGUUCCCUUUGAGCUCGCAUAUUCUGCACACAAAGCCGCGCAUUCUCUUAGUAUCCCGCCGGUCAAAUCAGUCAUCCUCUCGCAUAUACGCACUGCUAUGAAAUCCAUCCCGUCCUCGGCCUCAAUCAAACAAAUCUUCCAAUUCAUGUCUGACGCUUGGGAUUUAACAUACCAGUUUGAGGAAGAAAUCCGGAUCCUUAAUUUCUAUGGGGUCACCAAGACCGCACUCCUAGACAAUGCCGAUGCGGGGGUAACCUCGCGCGCAAGAUGCAUUCUUGUUGGGACUGUUGAUGCGGGACAGGAAGCUCGACAGGCUCGAAUCGAUGUGGACUUUUGCGUAACCCCCCGAGUUGACCAAACUAAAAAGGAAGGCUCUGAAGGGGUAGUCGAGAAGCUGCAGUUAUAUACUGAGGUGGCCGUGAGCAAAGUCUAUGGGUUUCCCGAAGAUGGAUCACGCAAGAAGGUCCUGUCGGACACGCAGAUGCGGGAUGUCAUUCUACGCAAGCUGGGGAACAAAAGCAAAGGAGCUGACACAUCGUUCGGGUUGACGGUCAAUCUCGGACAGGGCAGCUGGGGAAGGUCAGCCCAAGAGCUGGCGUUGAAAGUGUUUUCGUGA
Talaromyces atroroseus is the source of this 4590-nucleotide messenger RNA. RefSeq lists its product as hypothetical. NCBI's taxonomy places the organism in Eukaryota, Fungi, Ascomycota, Eurotiomycetes, Eurotiales, Trichocomaceae. The coding region runs from base 1 to 4590 and encodes 1529 amino acids. The transcript has 5 exons. The record is from RefSeq and is a predicted model, not a curated record. Gene Ontology annotation, biological process: mitotic spindle assembly checkpoint signaling; mitotic sister chromatid biorientation; protein localization to kinetochore.